Molecule: messenger RNA, 3343 nt
Organism: Cyanistes caeruleus (blue tit)
Lineage: Eukaryota; Metazoa; Chordata; Aves; Passeriformes; Paridae
Gene: LOXL2
Product: lysyl oxidase like 2
Biological process (GO): collagen fibril organization; peptidyl-lysine oxidation
Cellular component (GO): membrane
Molecular function (GO): protein-lysine 6-oxidase activity; copper ion binding
Source: RefSeq, a predicted model, not a curated record
UCUCACGGGGGGCGGCUCCUGGGAGGGGUUUGCCAAGUAAAUCCAGUGAAAUUGGGCAGGAAGCAGCGGCUCCUCCGGCAGCCGCACAUUUCCCUGCCCGCGGGAGGAUUUUUCCAGCGGAGGGAAGAGCUGGAAGCAGCGAACCGGGGCUGAGCUUCCCCCCAAUCCAGGACAGCCCUGCCUGCGCUCCCCGGCUCUGGCUCUGCAAGCACCGAGGAUGGGAAGAUCUCGAGGUUUUCCCUGCAAGCCCAGCCUGCUGCUGCUGCUCCUGGCCCAGCUGAGCUGCGCCCAGUAUGAGCCCUGGCCGUACCUGCCUGGCUACCCCGAGCCGGCCCCGCCACCGUUCCAGGCGCCCCAGAGAGCCCCAAAUGUCCCCAAAAUCCAGCUGAGGCUGGCAGGGCAGAAGAGGAAGCACAAUGAGGGCAGGGUGGAGGUGUUCUACAAUGGCGAGUGGGGCACCGUGUGCGAUGACGACUUCUCCAUCCACGCCGCCCACGUGGUGUGCCGGGAGCUGGGAUACGUGGAGGCCGUGUCCUGGCUGCCCAGCUCCAAGUACGGAAAAGGAGAAGGGAAAAUCUGGCUGGACAACGUGCACUGCACGGGCAAGGAGAGCAGCCUAGCUGCCUGUGGCUCCAACGGUUGGGGUGUGAGCGACUGCAAACACACCGAGGACGUGGGCGUGGUGUGCAGCGAGAAGAGGAUCCCCGGCUUCAAGUUUGACAACUCCCUAAUUAAUCAAAUUGAGAACAUGAACAUCCAGGUGGAGGACAUCCGUAUCCGCGCCAUCCUGGCCACCUACCGCAAGCGCGUCCCUGUCACUGAGGGCUACGUGGAGGUGAAGGACGAGGGCACCUGGAAGCAGAUCUGCGACAAACACUGGACCAUGAAGAAUUCCCGCGUGGUCUGUGGGAUGUUCGGCUUCCCGGGAGAGAGAAAAUACAACACCAACGUCUACAAGAUGUUUGCCAGCAGAAGGAAGCAGCACUACUGGCCUUACUCCAUGGAUUGCACUGGGAACGAGGCUCACAUUUCCAGCUGCAAACUGGGAAACCACCUGGCGGGCUCUGGGAAGAACAGUAGCUGUGACAGUGGGAUGCCCGCAGUGGUCAGCUGCAUCCCCGGCCGCGCCUUCGCCCCCAGCAGCCACAGCGGCUUCCGAAAGGCCUUCAGGCAGGAGCAACCCCUGGUGAGGCUGAAAGGAGGAGCCAACACCGGGGAAGGCCGGGUGGAGGUGCUGAAGAACGGGGAGUGGGGGACGGUGUGCGACGACAACUGGAACCUGGUGUCGGCCAGCGUGGUGUGCCGGGAGCUGGGGUUUGGCAGUGCCAAGGAAGCCAUCACGGGAGCCAGGCUGGGCCAAGGAAUGGGUCCCAUCCACUUGAACGAAAUCGACUGCACGGGCUUUGAGAAGUCGGUCACAGACUGCAAGUUCAACACUGAAUCCCAGGGUUGCAACCACGAGGAAGAUGCUGCUGUGAGGUGCAAUGUGCCAGCCAUGGGCUUCCAGAACCAGCUUCGCCUGAGUGGAGGCCGCAACCCCUACGAGGGCCGCGUGGAGGUGCUGGCCGAGCGCAACGGCACCCUGAGGUGGGGCACGGUCUGCAGCCACAACUGGGGCACCGUGGAGGCCAUGGUGGUGUGCCGGCAGCUGGGGCUGGGAUUCGCCAGCCACGCCUUCCAGGAAACGUGGUACUGGCACGGGGACGUCAGCGCCGAUGACGUGGUCAUGAGUGGAGUCAAGUGCUCAGGGACAGAGAUGUCCCUGUCCCACUGCCGGCACGACGGGGCCCACGUGUCCUGCCCCAGGGGAGGGGGACGCUUCGGGGCUGGCGUGUCCUGCUCAGAGACCGCCCCAGACCUGGUGCUGAAUGCGGAGCUGGUGGAGCAGACAGCCUACCUGGAGGACAGGCCCAUGUUCCUGCUGCAGUGUGCUCUGGAGGAGAACUGCCUGGCCAGCUCGGCCCACAACACCUCGCUGACCUCGGGCUACCGGCGCCUGCUGCGCUUCUCCUCCCAGAUCCACAACAACGGCCAGUCCGACUUCCGGCCCAAGAACGGCCGCCACGCCUGGGUCUGGCACGACUGCCACCGGCACUACCACAGCAUGGAGGUGUUCACCCACUACGACCUCCUGAACCUCAACGGCACCAAGGUGGCUGAGGGCCACAAGGCCAGCUUCUGCCUGGAGGACACAGAAUGUGAGGCAGAUGUGCAGAAACAGUACGAGUGUGCUAAUUUUGGGGAGCAGGGGAUCACUGUUGGCUGCUGGGAUGUUUAUCGGCACGACAUUGACUGCCAGUGGAUCGACAUCACCGAUGUCCCCCCCGGGGAUUACCUCUUCCAGGUGGUGAUCAACCCCAACUACGAGGUGGCAGAGUCAGAUUAUUCCAACAAUGUCAUGAAAUGCCGGAGCCGCUACGACGGGCAGCGCAUCUGGAUGUACAACUGCCAUAUAGGUGGUUCCUUCAGCGAGGAGACGGAGCAGAAGUUUGACCACUUCAGGGGACUCACAAAUAACAACGUGUCAGCCCGUUUUUUAGGUGCUCCUGCAAUUCCAGCCCCGCUCCUGGUGGGAGCUUCCAGCUCUCCUCAGCUCCAGCUCUUCACCAUUCCAAAGAUUUCUCCCGCACUUUGCAGCACUCCUCGCCUCAGGUGGGUCCCAGCCACCCAAAAUUGCCUUUAUCCUUCAUUUCCAAGGUGUUAGUUGGGAAUUUUCAGCUCUUUUCCAGUCCCAAUGCCUCUGCUCGUGCUGCUGCUUCCUGUGCUCAGCUUCGACUCCAGCUCAGCAAGGAAAUACAAGGAAAGGAAGAAGAAAAAAGGUAAAAAGGAAAAAAAAGGAGCAGCUUUUUGCGAGCAGAACAGUGUAAAGCUGAAUUUAAUACUGCAGUGAAACGCUUAGAUCCAACAACCGCCACUCCGGAGGGGAGCAAACGCAGAACAUGGAAUUUCGCAUGGAAUUUCACAUGGAGCCAAAGCUCCCCGAAGUGAGCCCUCAGCACCCAGAACUCGGCAGAUUCCGAGGGAUGAGGCCUCUGGGCUGGAAAUUCCCAUCCCAACAGGUGCUGUGCCCAUCCAGGAAUCGCCUCUUGCUGGGAUACACAAUUUAUUUUUUUUUUUAAAGGAUGAAUUAGCCAGGGUGUCGUAUCCUUGUGCACCUUGCAGAGGGAAUUCCUGGCUCUCAUGCCCAGGGAUCUGCUCCUGAGGGAAUUCUCAGUGCUCCUCUGUUUGUUUGAGGACACACUUUGCUAGAGAGCUCCAAUAAAAACCUUUUCUCUGGAAAAAAAAAACCAACCAAAAAUCCCUUCAGAAGCCCUUGGUGUAUUUCUCUUCACAAUUCCUGGAA